Phytophthora nicotianae INRA-310 is the source of this 846-nucleotide messenger RNA. RefSeq lists its product as hypothetical. Gene Ontology annotation, molecular function: carbonate dehydratase activity; zinc ion binding. The transcript has 2 exons. Lineage: Eukaryota; Oomycota; Peronosporomycetes; Peronosporales; Peronosporaceae. The record is from RefSeq and is a predicted model, not a curated record. The coding region runs from base 1 to 846 and encodes 281 amino acids.
AUGAUGCGCUUGCUGAUUCUAGGUAUCGGCUUGUUUACACUGAGCCAAGCAGCAUCUACACCCGAUUCAGCUCAAAAGUGGGGAUACACGAAGACGAUGGACCAAGAGCUUGGACCUGAUGACUGGCACGUCGGGUAUCCCGAAUGUGGAGGGAAACACCAGUCUCCGAUCAAUUUUCCAAUGCGGGAAAUCUCUCACAUUGAACUGUGGGAUGCUGAAAAACCUCCACUCCAGUAUAGCGGUGCCUGCGAGAAAUUCACACUAACCAAACUCCAGGAUCUGUAUAAGUGGGAUGUUCAGGAAGAUGAAAACUGCACUGUCAAGUCCGUAAACUAUGACGAGCGAAUGUACUCUCUGCUUCAGUUCCACAUGCAUAUAGUGUCGGAACACACGAUCGAUGACUACCACUACGACGCCGAGCUCCACUUUGUUCACAAGGCAGUGGACGGCAGCGGCAAACUUCUCGUCAUGGGCGUGUUUCUACAUGCUGAAAACGACACGCAACCGAACGCGUUCAUCCAGAACCUUGUGGGCGGAAUGGAGAGCAGUAACUCGACGUUUGAUCUUGGCAAAAACGACACGAAGUAUGCGGACAUGCUCAACGGUAUCGUGAAGACAGCUCACCUGAUGAAUUAUAACGGAAGUUUGACCACACCUGGUUGCAGUGAAAUUGUCGACUGGUGGGUGCUUAUCAAACCGAUUUCAAUCUCGUUCGACAAUUUCCAGAAAAUGAAGACGCUGUACGGUGAGCUUCCAGCUACGAGCAACUCUACUGACAACCGCCCCACUCAACCUCUCAACGAUCGUGAAAUCAUCUACUACUUCCGUCGACCCCAUGCAGAAUAA